Messenger RNA from Stylophora pistillata, 3141 nucleotides. RefSeq lists its product as uncharacterized. The record is from RefSeq and is a predicted model, not a curated record. Lineage: Eukaryota; Metazoa; Cnidaria; Anthozoa; Scleractinia; Pocilloporidae.
CUAGCAGCUCCACGUUGGGGUGUUGUGAUCAACUUCGCCUUCCACACCCUUUGUUUGGGGUACCCGAUUGGGUUAGAGCGUUUAUUCCAACAAUUUCACCAAGUCGACUCGCAACUUGCUCCUGUGAAAAAUCUGCUCAAGCAGGGACCGCGGAGGGGGAGGGACUGGUGGGGCUAUAGCCCUACCAAUUUUACUGCUGGGAUUUAUUUUUUAGGGCUCCAGCUGAGAUGGACAGCAUAAGGACUUUAGUACUUGAAAAUAAUAAAACGCGUCUACUACUCUUACACAUUUGCCUCAAGUCAAAGGCUCGGUAAAGCUGUUCAAGAUAAAUGGCGAAUACUUCCUCAGCGUUUGCUUGUAUUGGCCAGAUUUUUUAGCCCUACCACUUUAAAAUGGUCGACCUCCGCGGUUCCUGUCAAGUGCUUCAUUUCAUUCUGCUUAUGAUGGAGCAAACUCUGAAUAAGUCAGAAGCCCAAAUAAGUUUCCAUUUCCAUAAUCUUUACCUUCAUUCUCCCCCCAUCAAUUCAACGGGACAAAUCGUCUUUUUUUCAGGGGCUUGUUGAAUAAUGGGCGAGUGGGUUUUCUAAGGAACUUUGGGCUCGACCUGAAAAUUGUUAGACGUACGUUGCGUCGUCUCUCAUCAUCCUUUCUCAUCAUCCUUUUCCCGUUUUAUCUUGGACGAUUUUUAUCAACAUGCGAAGAAACUAUUACAUUGCUCUUGCUUCCUUCCAUGAGAAGAUUUAGCGCUGAAGUUUAAAACUUUCCUCAGCUAAAGGAUUCGUUGUCUACUUGAGGCUUAAGCAUCGAAAGAAGUCGCGAUGACGUCACAGUAGACGAUCAUCAAUGGGGCAAUCAAAUGUCGCGAAAAAUACCUCUUGUGGCCAUGUGCCCUGGACUGUUAAAAGGAUUGUUGAAGGUGAAAAUGUUACGAUCACUUGGAAGCGCAACACUCUUGACUCCACAAGAAAGUUUAGAGGCUAUCGCAUCUUCCAUUUUUCAGAAUUGAUUGGGGUAAUGGAGCGACCAUCAACAUGCAUAUCCUGUGAUCCAACAUGGAAAACACAUUUAAAGAAAUUUUGCCUUGAAGCAAAAUUUUUCUGUAACAGCACUCAUAUCUCUAUGGAGAUACCACCUCAACGAAAGGAUCAUGUUAAUUAUACAGAUUGCUACACUCUAAAACACUUAUUUAGUUGGUAUAAGAAUGAUGUCUCCGACAAAAGAAGGCUUCGUGUAACCAUAGAAAAAGUGAAAGCAAGAGCUCACAGCACUUCUGAACCAACAAAUUCAGUUGUUGGCUUGACAGUAAAUAUUUCAUCUCCAAGUGAUCAAAAUACACCACCCACAGUUGUCGGCUCUACACUAAGUAUUUCAUCUCAAAGUGAUCAAAAUACACCACCAACAGGAACAGAUGUUUCAGAUAAUCAAGCUGUGACAAUUGUUGUUUCCAUAAUUGCUGUAUUAGCUGCAAUAAUCGGGAUCAUUGGAUGUGUGGUUCGUUUAUAUCAAAAGUGGCACCAAAAUGGUGAUACAGGACCUGAUGAGUCUUCUUCUGAUAUUUUCAUUGCUGGAAAUCCAUGAACCCAAUGAGGGAAAAUGAGGCUUUGUGUAGAGACAAUGUACUUGGGCUUUCUAGCUUUUGAAUUCAUACUUUUCAAAGAUCAAGUAGGUGUUUAUUUUGGGUUAUCUAUGGAAGGAGAAUUCAUUUUUUAAUGUUCUUCCACUUUGCAUUUAUCUGGUGAACAGAAGCAGAAGGGGAAAUGAUACAUGUGAUUUAAGAUGAAAUGGGCCAUUUCAUAUAUUAUCUCAAAAAUUAUUUAACUUGCAUGCAAAGGGAAGAAAGAGAGAGAAAAUACUUUCCAAUGCAUCAGUGCAUUGAGGAUUUUACUUCUACUUUGGCGGUAAAUAUUCAACUUUAAGUUAGCAGUAAUCUGAACAGCAAACAAUAAUAUUUUAGUACUGCUUUAAUCUUAACCAAAAGAAAUUUAUAUUUUAGCUGAAAGUCACGAUUAAAAUUCAGGCAGGUGCUAUAUAAACCUUGGUUUAUGCUGAGACUCAUACGGUCCUUAAACAUUGUACUAAUAAAAACUUGUGUAAAAACUGGCUUGGGUAAUUCAGUUUGCACUUGACACGAACUCUCCAAACUUGAACAAAAUUUGGUUGAAAUAUGAGACCUAAGCAGUGGUUUGUUUGUGUUUACUACCACAGAAGGCCCAUUAUUAUAUUGUUAAUGUCAAUUUUAAUAUUUAUUUUUAUUGGCUUUGCCAAUAGUGAGAAAUAGUGAGUGAAUAUUCAUAGGAGAGAAUUUAAUUAGCUUUUGUCUGCAAAAAUGCUAAAAAGUGCAUCAAAAAUAAAUGUAUCAUUUGGCAGUAAUCCUAUUUUAAUAAAUUUUAAGGAAAUAUAGGAGGAUUUCAUGUAAUAUAGGUUCUUUAUAGGAUCCUAUAUAUACAAAUUAUAGGAUAUGUAAGAGGUCUGGGAUGACUGGAUUUCUUCAGAGAGAAGAUAAAUGCUCCUUUUGCAAGUCUGAAUCAGAAACCUUGAGUCAUCUUCUUUUUGAUUGCAUAAAAACAAAAAGUUUUUGGAGAGAUUUUGAAUCUUAUUUUUAGUGACUUUCAAAAAAAUUUGUACAUCUUACCUUGAAAGAUGUUAUUGUAGGUAUUAUAAUCACGAAAUGCCCUUUACUUAAUUACUUAUUACUAAUAGCUAAUUAAGAUAUAAUUACGGGAUUGCAGAAGAACUCAAAUAUUAGCCAAUAUAACUGGCUUCAAAUUAAAAGUUAAAAAUAAGUUUGAAACAGAAAAAUAUGUGUAUGAAGAAUAAUACUUUAGAUAAAUUUAAUAAAAAGUGGCUAAUGAAAUGGUAACUGGUUAAGCUAAUUGCAAUACUAGAAGUAGUAAUAUCUGUGUUAGUACUUUAUAGUAUAGUGUAUUAUAACACUGUAAAACUAGUAACAGUGGCGUUUAGUAGUAAUAGUAGUAAUAGUAGAAUCUAAUAAUAGUGGAGUAAGCUUUGAACUGUUUUGUAAGUAGUGUAAACCGUUGUUAUACUAUAAAUAAUGUGAGUAGUCAUAUAAUGUACUGUAAGUAAUGUAAGUGACUGUAUUUGUAUUUUGUAAGGUAAUGUGAAUAAAAAAAAAGAAAAAAA